Salvia hispanica is the source of this 1601-nucleotide messenger RNA. The record is from RefSeq and is a predicted model, not a curated record. NCBI's taxonomy places the organism in Eukaryota, Viridiplantae, Streptophyta, Magnoliopsida, Lamiales, Lamiaceae.
CUCUUUUUUGUCCUCUCUUCAUUCCUAAAUUCUUUUAGCUUCAAAAAUCUACUCUGCAUUUGGGGGCAGAUUCUUCCAAAUCCCUUCUUUUCUUAAUUUCGUGUUUGAUAUAUAUUAAAGGUAAACUUUUUGCUGGGAAUUAAUUCCUAUUCUCAGUGCUCGAAGAGGGCGUGGAUAUACGUAUAUAAUUAUUUGAAAAUUAGGGUACGGGAAUGGGAGGGGAAAUAAACUAUCUCACCGUGGCGGAAAAGGAAGACGUUGAUGAAGGGAAAAUUGUGGCGGCGCAGAGGAAUCCGUCGCCGCAUAAGAAACUAGUGGUGGUGGGAUAUGCCCUUACAUCUAAGAAAGUUAAGAGCUUUUUGCAGCCAAAGUUUGAACGCGUAGCCAGGAACAAGGGAAUCCAAUUUGUGGCUAUUGAUCAAAGUAAACCCCUUUCGGAUCAAGGUCCUUUUGACAUUGUGUUGCAUAAGUUAUCUGGAAAAGAAUGGCGGCGAGUACUAGAGGAUUAUUGGAAUGAACAUCCCGAGGUCACAAUUCUUGACCCUCCUCGAGCCAUACAGCAAGUACAUAAUCGCCAAUCCAUGCUUCAAGAUGUUGCCGACCUAAAUCUAUCAGAUCGUUAUGGAAAAGUCGGUGUUCCUAAACAGUUGGUUAUCAAGAAAGAUCCAUCAUCUAUACCUGGUGCAGUGAGCAAGGCUGGCCUGAGGCUACCCAUUGUGGCAAAACCUUUGGUUGCAAAGUCACAUGAACUCUCUCUCGCCUAUGACGAGUUCUCCCUCCAGAAGUUGGAGCCACCUCUUGUUUUACAGGAAUUCAUUAAUCAUGGGGGUGUGCUAUUCAAGGUUUACAUUGUUGGUGAAGCAAUAAAAGUGGUCAGGCGAUAUUCUUUACCCGAUGUUAACAAAUAUGAGCUGUCAAAGAGUGCUGGUGUUUAUCACUUUCCAAGAGUUUCUUGUGCUUCCGCAUCCGCUGAUGAAGCGGACUUGGAUCCUCGUGUUGCUGAGCUCCCUCCACGACCAUUACUCGAGAGAUUGGCUAAAGAAUUACGACGACGGCUGGAUCUUCGGCUAUUCAACUUGGAUAUAAUUAGAGAGCAUGGAACUCGAGACAACUACUAUGUGAUAGAUAUAAACUAUUUUCCAGGAUAUGGAAAAAUGCCAGAAUACGAGCACAUAUUUACAGAUUUUCUUCUGAGCCUAGUCAAAAGCUAGUAUCUUUAAAGAGCUAUCGCCUGCAGCAAGAGCCAUAUCCGAGCAGUGUGAACCUCCAGGGCAGUUUAUCGACAUGCAUCAUUAUGCUUUGGCGGGCGAGGGAAAGUAAGACAUGCUAUGGUGAUAUUUGGCAGUGACUCUGUGCUGUUUUGAAGGUAAUCAAGUGUCUCCGGCCUUUUGUAGUUCGUGUUUCGUUUUGUGGCUCGUGUCGAUGAUCAAGUGUUGGUAUAGAGUAUGGAAGUGCUAAUUAGUGAGCAUUAAUUUCUGACCAAUCUCUGUUUGGUCUUGUAAAUUCUUGUUAGUUAGACGUCUGUUGGUAAAAUUUCGCUCUGAAUUUGUUGCUUAAUUCACAUUAUUUCAUUUUUGGGGAAGUUAAUAUGUUUUCUUUUA